This is a messenger RNA of Xyrauchen texanus (razorback sucker), 3605 nucleotides long. RefSeq names its product transcription elongation factor SPT5. Gene Ontology annotation, biological process: regulation of DNA-templated transcription elongation; regulation of transcription by RNA polymerase II; transcription elongation-coupled chromatin remodeling. The transcript has 30 exons. The record is from RefSeq and is a predicted model, not a curated record. Gene Ontology annotation, cellular component: DSIF complex. Lineage: Eukaryota; Metazoa; Chordata; Actinopteri; Cypriniformes; Catostomidae. Gene Ontology annotation, molecular function: mRNA binding; protein binding. Bases 132 to 3389 code for a protein of 1085 amino acids.
GGAAGUUUAAGGAAAAGAAGAAGAAGAAGAAAAAAAAAAGCAUUAGCCAUUGCUCCCUUAAAGAAGAACAACUAGACUGCUGCCGAAAGGGGGUGUUCCUGUCUGGUUGAUGCUUGAAGAAGGACAGAAAGAUGUCUGACAGUGAGGACAGUGAUUUCUCUGAUAAUCCGAGUGAGAGGAGCAGUGAAGCCGAGGAGGCGGAGGAGAACGAGGAUGAAGAAGAACAGAGGAGUUUAGCUGGCAGUGACAAGGCUGCUGAGGAGGAGGGGGAAGAUUUGGAGGAUGAGGAUGAAUAUGAUGAAGAGGAAGAAGAGGAUGAUGACCGGCCCAGGAAAAAACCUCGGCACGGUGGCUUCAUUUUGGACGAAGCCGAUGUUGAUGACGAGUAUGAAGAUGAAGAUCCAUGGGAAGAUGGGGCUGAAGACAUUUUGGAAAAAGAGGAAGCCGAAGUUUCCAACAUUGACCAUGUAGUUCUGGAUGAGGAUCACUCUGGUUCAAGGAGGUUGCAGAAUCUCUGGAGGGACUCACGAGAGGAAGCUCUGGGGGAAUACUACAUGAGGAAAUAUGCCAAGUCCUCAGGAGGCGAGCAUUUCUAUGGUGGCUCUGAAGAUCUUUCUGAUGACAUCACCCAGCAACAGUUGCUUCCUGGGGUCAAGGAUCCUAAUUUGUGGACUGUUAAAUGUAAGAUUGGAGAGGAGAGAGCAACUGCCAUCUCCCUGAUGCGGAAAUUCAUCGCUUAUCAAUGCACGGAUACACCACUUCAAAUCAAAUCUGUGGUGGCCCCUGAGCAUGUCAAAGGUUAUAUCUACGUGGAGGCAUAUAAACAGACCCAUGUCAAGGCUGCCAUUGAGGGUGUUGGCAAUCUUCGCAUGGGCUUCUGGAACCAGCAGAUGGUGCCUAUUAAAGAGAUGACAGAUGUCCUGAAAGUGGUUAAGGAAGUGACUAACCUUAAGCCCAAGUCUUGGGUUCGUCUUAAGAGAGGCCUUUAUAAAGAUGACAUCGCCCAGGUGGAUUAUGUCGAACCGAGCCAAAAUACAAUCUCACUGAAAAUGAUUCCUCGUAUUGAUUUGGACCGUAUCAAAGCAAGGAUGAGCAUGAAAGACUGGUUUGCAAAGAGAAAGAAGUUUAAGAGACCUUCUCAGAGGCUUUUUGAUGCUGAAAAGAUCCGAUCUAUUGGUGGUGAGGUCAGCCAUGAUGGUGAUUUCAUGAUAUUUGAAGGCAACCGCUACAGCCGCAAAGGUUUCCUGUUCAAAAGUUUUGCCAUGUCAGCUGUGAUCACAGAAGGGGUCAAACCCACAUUGUCAGAGCUGGAGAAGUUUGAGGACCAACCAGAGGGUAUUGACCUGGAAGUGGUCACAGAGACCACAGGUAAAGAGCGAGAACAUAAUCUUCAGUCAGGAGACAAUGUGGAGGUGUGUGAGGGAGAAUUAAUCAACCUCCAGGGCAAAAUCCUGAGUGUGGAUGGCAACAAGAUCACCAUCAUGCCCAAGCAUGAGGACCUCAAGGACCCUCUUGAGUUUCCAGCUCAUGAGUUGAGGAAGUACUUUCGUAUGGGUGAUCAUGUGAAGGUUAUCGCGGGGCGUUAUGAAGGUGACACAGGUCUCAUAGUCCGAGUGGAGGAGAAUUUUGUCAUUCUUUUCUCUGACCUCACCAUGCAUGAGUUGAAGGUCUUACCGCGGGACCUGCAGCUGUGCUCUGAGACUGCCUCAGGUGUGGAUGCAGGAGGCCAGCAUGAGUGGGGAGAGCUGGUACAGUUAGACCCCCAAACUGUGGGUGUUAUCGUCAGGCUGGAGAGAGAGACCUUCCAGGUUCUGAACAUGCACGGGAAAGUUUUAACUGUGCGGCAUCAGGCAGUGAACCGGCGGAAGGACAACCGCUUUGCUGUUGCUCUUGACUCGGAGCAAAACAACAUCCAUGUGAAAGAUAUUGUGAAAGUCAUCGAUGGACCUCAUUCGGGCCGUGAAGGUGAAAUUCGUCAUCUCUUCAGAGGCUUUGCUUUUCUUCACUGUAAGAAGCUAGUUGAGAAUGGCGGCAUGUUUGUCUGUAAGACACGCCACCUCGUUCUAGCAGGAGGCUCAAAGCCAAGAGACGUGACCAAUUUCACAGUAGGAGGGUUUGCUCCAAUGAGUCCACGGAUCAGCAGCCCAAUGCACCCAGGAGGAGGAGGAGGAGGUGGUGGUGGAGGUGGUGGUGGUGGAGGUGGAGGCAUGGGCCGGGGCCGUGGACGACGAGACAAUGAUCUCAUUGGCCAGACUGUCCGUAUAUCCCAGGGACCAUACAAAGGCUAUAUUGGAGUGGUGAAGGAUGCCACAGAAUCAACAGCUAGGGUAGAGCUCCACUCAACCUGCCAGACCAUCUCUGUGGACCGCCAGCGUCUUACAACUGUAGGUGCCAAGCGACAUGGAGGAAUGAAUUCCACCUAUGGGCGAACCCCAAUAUAUGGCUCUCAGACACCCAUAUAUGGAACUGGCUCACGUACCCCCAUGUAUGGUAGCCAGACACCUAUCCAUGAUGGAAGCCGAACUCCUCAUUAUGGCUCUCAGACUCCAAUUCAUGAUGGGAGCAGGACGCCCGGUCAGAGCGGCGCAUGGGACCCCAGCAAUCCAAACACACCAUCCCGACCUGAGGAUGAUUUUGAGUUUGCCUUUGAUGAUGAGCCAUCUCCAUCUCCUCAAGGCUACGGUGGCACACCCAACCCUCAGACUCCUGGCUACCCAGAAGUGCCCUCUCCACAGGUCAACCCACAGUACAAUCCUCAAACUCCUGGGACCCCUGCAAUGUACAACACCGACCAGUAUUCCCCAUAUGCUGCACCAUCUCCGCAGGGAUCCUACCAGCCCAGUCCCAGCCCACAGAGUUACCACCAAGUGGCCCCAAGCCCAGUGGGAUACCAAAACACACACUCGCCCGCCAGUUACCACCCCACCCCCUCACCCAUGGCCUACCAGGCCAGUCCGAGCCCCAGCCCAGUAGGAUACAGUCCAAUGACUCCUGGAGCUCCAUCUCCAGGAGGCUACAAUCCUCACACCCCUGGAUCUAACAUCGACCAAGCCUCUAAUGAUUGGGUCACCACAGACAUCAUGGUGCGUGUCAAAGACACAUUCCUGGAUGGAGGCGUCAUCAACCAGACCGGUGUCAUCCGCAGCGUCACUGGGGGGAUGUGCUCUGUGUUCCUUCAAGCCACUGAGAAAGUGGUUAGCAUUUCAAGUGAACACCUGGAGCCUGUAACGCCAACCAAAAACAACAAGGUGAAAGUGAUUCUGGGAGAGGACAGAGAGGCCACUGGUGUCCUGCUCAGUAUUGAUGGUGAAGAUGGCAUUGUUAGAAUGGAGUUGGAUGAGCAACUGAAGAUUCUUAAUCUUCGCUUCCUUGGGAAAUUGGAAGUAUAAAGAACCACAGAUCACUUUUAAAGAUCUUUUUCGUUUUCUCUUGACCAUCAUCUAAAUCGUGAAGUAUAGCUGGCCUUUUACAAUGUCCUUUUUUUUAUUAUUAGUGGAAGCAAUUUUUAGUGCGUAGUUUAUUUUUUGUUUCUUUCAUGAUGUAGAAAUGUACUUUUUGGCAAAUUGAUUCCAUGUCAAAUAAAAUGUGAACUGAGUUCUGAAAUC